CAUGAAUUUGAUUCUAGUGACAAUUUGUCCUACUAGCUAUAUACUAGCUCUAAGCUGAGCUCUGAAGAUGACUGCAAUCAGCAAUAUGUCACUAGUAUUACUUCUCCUUAUAACAGUGAUAGUCAAGUCUAGAGGAGAACCUAUAAGUCUGUCAACCAUUCGAUACAAAUUCACCACCUGUGGUCACGGUGGUCGAAUAGGUCCUACGUAUGAGAUGUGUCUAGGCGAGUACACUAACACCUCGAUUCUCGCAAAUCCAGACAACUUCUUUUUCUACAAUAAAUUGCACUCCAGUGGAGAAUAUUUCGCAGGGGGACAAGGAUUCAGAAUUCCCACAACUGGCCGUUACAAUGUGACCGUAGCUGGUGCUUCUGGAGGAAGGGGAAUAUGUAACAUUGACAAAGGUAAAGGCUUGCUGUGGAGAGGGGAAUUGAACUUUGUAGCCGGUGAAGAGCUUUUGAUACUUGUCGGUCAAAAAGGAAGAAGUCCAUGUGAAAGCGAGGAUUUUGUGGGCGCUGGUACAUUGUGUCAGAAUCCACCAUUAAACGAAACUGAAUCCGCUGUGUGCAACGAAACUUGGUACUCUAGACUUUUACUGACUGUUCCAGACGACAGAGCUGAUUUUGUGUACGCGAAUAUAGGAGGUGGUGGCGGAGGAGGGGCUAGUUUGAUCCGAUUGAUUAAUCACACUUCGGACGGACCAAUACCAGCACAGUUUCCUCUUUUAGUGGCCCCAGGGGGCGGAGGAAGUGCAUGUUUAGCUGUGUACAAUGUGACCAAUCAAAUACAAGCAACAUUUCCUGACAGUUUAACAGAUAUGGAACAGUACGAGUUUUUUAUGAAUGCUAAAUAUUCACUGUAUGACCCUGAAGAUUCGGGCGGUCUAGGAAGAAGAGGAUAUGUUUACGAGCAGUCUAGCUUCAGGGGGGGUGCUGGUGGGGGGUACUUCACUACUCGGAAUUCUGGUGAUGUUGACGGAGGUUAUCUAAAUGCUGAAGAAAAUUUUGCUGAAGGUGGCUUUGAUUGUUCAAGACAGCUCUUUGAUUUGUUGACAUAUAUAGACUCUACAGAUAUUUACGGUGGUUUUGGUGGAGGUGGUGGGCAAUGUGGGGGUGGGGGAAGUGGUGGUGGUUUCUCUGGGGGGAGGUCAACAGGAGCGGACCACUCGUUACCAGGACAAGGUGGUUUCUACUAUAGAGUUGGUAGCAUUACCAGUGAUUAUCAAGACAAGAAAGAAACAGUGGAGACAAUUAGUGUUUCUUUGAACAAGUUUGACGAUGGAUUUGUAGAGUUUGUGUUGAGAGACUGUGGAUGUGGUGAGAUGUGCAUUAUCAAUGAAGUUGCCGACACUUUUGAAUGUUUUUGUCCUAAUAAUGAAACGGUAUUAGCCCUCAAUGGAUUCGAUUGUGCAAAAGACAUUGUAUUGGAUUUUAACGCCUCCUCGGAAGCAGCUGUUCUCAUCAAAGGCAUAACCUUCACACCUGUCUACUUGCCUCAGGCUAUCAGUCUGUUUGCAAUGAGCGGGGCUGCCUCAAUGAACGAUAACACAACAUCCUGUACCUUAGUGUUCUUUGGAGCUGAUUCAAAGCCUGCCUUGGCCACCAAUGUACUCACUGACAGAACAAGCAGUAACCUUGACCACCUCUCAGUGCUCCACUCUGAUGCUGCUAGCACCUACUCUCAGUCUGCCUAUCACAAGUACCUCCCCCGGGCAGUCACGGUAACAGGAGGUGUACUAGUGAGCGAGGGACACUGUCAGCUGCUGAUGGAGCAAGUUAAUCUCACCAUCAGCACUCAGAAUGUUUCCUCACUGCCUGUUUCUGCAAUUUCACUGGUACAAGACUAUAGCGACAAUGAGCUCAUUUCUCUCGCUCAAACAGUAUUUGGACUAGAUACAACCGCUGCAUCAACAGGACAAGAUACGACAACAGCUACUGAAUCUGCAACUAAAGUGUUUGGAGAGUUUUCGGAGGUUGUGUGGUCCCUGAUUGGCAUCAGUGUGUUGUUCUUUAUUGUACUAAUCUGUGUGACUCUUAUAGUGAUUGUCAGAUACACUUGGAAACGGUCAAGAAGUGGAAAACUAGUGAUAGAGUUACAACCACCGCCACACCUUGAUGCCAGCGCAGGGAGCAUGAUUCCAAACGCUUACUACCACGCAUUCUCAGUUCCACCAAAUGACCCGUUUGUGCCUAACCAAUAUAUUCGGGCCUGCCCCCCUAAGAAACUCGAUCAACACGACUACGAGAUUAUCAGCUUCUCUGAUUUUGACGAUUCUUCCAACAGAAGAACCACAACUGAUUACAAUGCAAUCACUGCGUCUGCACGAAACUUUCACACAAAAUUUGGAGUGACUGCUCCCGUUCAUGACUUCACCUCCUACAACAAGCACAGGGUGGGAGACCUGGGACAGCUAUGGGAGUACCCUCGAGGGAACCUCAUCUACCUGAGGGAGUUGGGAGAGGGACAGUUUGGAAAAGUCCUUCUCAUGAGAGCAAAAGGUAUAGCCAACUUCCAGGGAGCGAUCCCAGUGGCUGUGAAAACCCUCUCAUUUCGUGCUCCUAACAUGCUCCAGAAGUUCAUUGAAGAGACUAACCUUAUGAAGAAGUUUUGUCAUCCAAACAUUGUCAGUUUACUAGGAGUAAGUAGCCAUGACGUAAACGAGGACAGUGCUCCCCUGAUGAUACUGGAGUACAUGCCGUAUGGUGACCUGCAUGGAUUCCUUAAAAAGAACAAGCCCCAGCCCGAUAACCCUUCCACUAUAACUCCAGCUCACUUCUUUAGCAUCGGGAGAGACGUUGCUGAAGCUCUCUCAUUUCUGGGCUCACAAGGCUAUGUGCACAGGGAUGUGGCUGCUAGAAACUGCCUAGUGGGUCCUGACCUAAGCAUCAAGAUUGCUGACUUUGGGCUCUCUCGAGCUGUGCAGACAAAGAACUACUAUCGAGUGGAAGGAAAGACAGUGCUACCUGUGAAAUGGAUGGCUCCAGAAUCACUGAUUUAUGGAAUCUUUUCUACUGCCUCAGAUGUUUGGUCGUUCGGUGUUCUGCUUUGGGAGGUGGUGUCGUUUGGAGAACUACCUCUGGAUGCUUUGACCACCGAGGAACUUAUCGAAAUGGCUGAGACCAAAACACUGUGCCAUCAAAGACCUGAGAAUUGCCCUGAGGAGAUUCACAUGGUCAUGUGCAGCUGUCACCAAAACAACCCCACAGACAGGAUCGGGUUUGAAGAAAUCUUAAGGAAUUUUUCAAAAGACAAUAUUGAUGACUAUUUUGAGAAAACAAUCGAAUCCAUUUAAUUUUAAUUGAAGGCGGUUUUUACUUGUGCGAACCUUUGACAUUCCCCCCAUUCAUAGUGUUCUUUUUUAUAUUGCUGUCAGUGUGUUGUUUUACUACUUAGUCAACAGUAUGCUGUAGCCCUUCAAAACAUAGGAAUAUAUGAUUUACUCACACAAACACACGUGCACACAAACAUACAGCCAUGUCUAUCUAUAACUGUC
This is a messenger RNA of Halichondria panicea, 3493 nucleotides long. RefSeq names its product ALK tyrosine kinase receptor-like. Gene Ontology annotation, molecular function: transmembrane receptor protein tyrosine kinase activity; ATP binding. Gene Ontology annotation, cellular component: plasma membrane; signaling receptor complex. Lineage: Eukaryota; Metazoa; Porifera; Demospongiae; Suberitida; Halichondriidae. The transcript is spliced from 16 exons. The record is from RefSeq and is a predicted model, not a curated record. Gene Ontology annotation, biological process: multicellular organism development; positive regulation of kinase activity; cell surface receptor protein tyrosine kinase signaling pathway. The coding region runs from base 68 to 3292 and encodes 1074 amino acids.